AUGCCGCCGUCAAAGAAGAGAAAGACCACCCGCUCCGGCGCUGCACAGACCGUGCCAGAACCAGCCGUCGAGACUGAAGCCACCGAAACAACAGCGACCGUCGAAGAACCAGCGGUCGAGCAGCCCACCGAAAAAGAACCAUCACCACCGCCAUCAAAUUCCGAACCCUCUGCCUCUACCUCCACCUCUGCUCCUGCCCCCGCUCCCGAGCCCGACCCCGAACCCGAAGCAGCGCCAGCCGCGACAGCCCAAGACCGCCUCGCCCGCUUCCGCGCCCUACAAGCCCGCGCCAAAGCCUCCUCGCACCAAAACCUCCAAGAAGCCACCAAAGAAUCCCAACGCCUCGCCACCGACCCCUCCCAACUGACCGCCCUGAACCGCAAACACGCCAUCGCCUCCCACAAACUCCUCAAAGCCGACACCGAAGACGCCGGCGAAGACUUCGAGCGCAAGCGCGCCUGGGACUGGACCAUCGAAGAGAGCGAGCGGUGGGACAAGCGCACGCGUAAGCGCGAAGCCCACCGCGACGAUACGGCGUUUAAGGAUUAUGCGAGGGAGAGUGAAAAGGCGUAUAAGCGGCAGUUAAGGAAUAUGGGGAAUCCCGAUCUGGAAAGGUAUACCAGGGAGAAGAUGGCUGCCAUAGAAAAAGCGGCGGCGGCGGGGACGUUGGAUAUUGUGGAGACGGAGGACGGGGAGAUGAUUGCGGUCGAUCGGGACGGGUCGUUUUUUAGUACGGCCGAGUCGACGGCUGCUUUUACGCAGCAUAAGCCGGAGAAGGCGGCGGUGGAUCGGUUGGUGGCGGAUUUGAGGAAGGCCGAGGAGGCGUCGUUGAGGAGGAGGAAGGAGAGGAUGGCGAAGAAUGGGGAGGAUGGAGGGGAUGUGACGUAUAUUAAUGAGAAGAAUAAGCAGUUUAACCAGAAGCUGGCGAGGUUUUAUAAUAAGUAUACGGCGGAGAUUCGGGAGAGCUUUGAGCGGGGGACUAUGGUCUAG
Messenger RNA from Dichotomopilus funicola, 990 nucleotides. RefSeq names its product SYF2 splicing factor-domain-containing protein. Lineage: Eukaryota; Fungi; Ascomycota; Sordariomycetes; Sordariales; Chaetomiaceae. The transcript has a single exon. Gene Ontology annotation, cellular component: post-mRNA release spliceosomal complex; catalytic step 2 spliceosome; Prp19 complex. The record is from RefSeq and is a predicted model, not a curated record. Bases 1 to 990 code for a protein of 329 amino acids.